UGUGUGUGUGUGUGUGUGUGAAGCAAGACAUGAGUCGAAAGUUGAGGGGGCACAAUUUCGUUUAUAACUGAGGAUUUGUUGAGUAGGAAAAAGCUCGACGGGCAGCAUUCUGAUCUCAUGUCAGCAGGAGUUCCAUACCAGUGAUCGGUGCCCUUUUGACCUGGAAUCCACCUGUCAACCAUGACAACAUCUGGAUCCCGAGCCUUCCUCUUGCUCCUCCUCCUCAGCUCCCUCUCAUCCCUGGUUUAUUAUAGCUUCUCUGGCCAGAAGCUUUAUCAACAGAAAUAUCAUCCAGCUGUUUCUCAGAGAAACAUCAGAAUCCUCUUGUGGCACUGGCCGUUUGGCCACUCCUACGGGCUCCAUGGAGACAAAUGCCUCGAGAUGUACAAUAUCAGCCACUGUUUCCUCACUGAUAACAAAGCUGCUUUCUCCACUGCAGAUGUGGUUGUCUUCCACCAUCAGGAGCUGAGCAGAGGUCUGUCCUCGCUGCCCCUGCACCAGGAUCGGCCAGCCUCCCAGCACUGGGUGUGGCUGUCCCUGGAGCCCCCUGUCAACAAUGCAAACCUCACACAGCUCAAUGGCUUCUUCAACUGGACAAUGAGCUACAGACGUGAUGCAGACAUCUACAUCCCUUAUGGAAUGACCAUGUUAGGAGGUGAUGAGAGAGGCUUCCAGGCUGUUCCAAACCGUUCCUGCCUCGCCAGCUGGGUGGUCAGCAAAUACCAGCCUCAACAGACUCGGGCUAGUGUUUAUCAAAGUCUAAAGAAAUAUAUUCGCAUAGAGGUGUACGGUCAGUGGAACAAGAGACCCCUGUCAAGGAAGAAGCUGUUGCCCACUAUUGCAAACUGUAUUUUUUACCUGUCUUUUGAGAACUCAGAGGCGAAGGACUACAUCAGUGAGAAGCUCUGGAGGAACGCUCUUCAAGCAGGAGCCGUGCCCGUGGUUCUCGGCCCCGGCAGGGCCACCUACGAGGCCCUGGCUCCCCCCGGUUCCUUUAUCCACGUGGAUGAUUUCAAGAGCACAGCAGAUCUGGCUGCCUAUCUGAAGCAUGUGGCUGCAGACAAGCAGGCUUAUGAGAAGUACUUCCAGUGGCACCGAACUCACAGAAUAAAAGUCUACACUGACUGGAGAGAAAGGCUGUGUCAAAUAUGUGUUAAGUAUCCCAGUUUACCAGCCAACAGAGUCUAUCACGACCUGCAGAGCUGGGUUGACAGCUAAAAUGUUGAUCUCCUCAUGCUUUCAGGUCAGUGGGGUGCUCUGAUUGAGACACAUGCAAAUGUGAAAUACCAUACAGUGACAGUGUCUACAUUGGAGAACAUUUAAGUCAGUCAGCCAUCUCGUUAUGGUAAACAGUGAGGAAGUACACACCACAGAAAGAAAUUAGAAGUGGUUGGUUGUGCUGGCUGUGUGCCCUAUGAAAAAGUGGAAGUACGAGAAACGAAAUAAGCAAGUUUCAUUUGUUCUAACCACAGAGGAGAUAUUCAAUUCAUGACAAAAAAGGGAGAUGACAAAAAACCCCAGAUCAAUGGCAAAGUAAUAUUGUAUAGUGUAGCUGCCAUGACAAUGAUACAGUCUCUUGUACCCUGAGUUAAAAGCCAAACAGCUGCUCUAUGGACAAGUUUCAGAUGUUUCAGUGCUUGUCCACUGAAUAAAAGAUUUCAAAAUCUCUGCUGUUAAUGAUUUUUUCACAGUUUCCUCUACAGGCCACAUUAUGCUUCAAACAAAGUGGUCAUUGGAUCAUCUAUUGACCCUCUCCCUCUCCAUCUGUCCCCCAAGUCUUUGUGCUAUCUCAGGUCCGAAUGGAGAGCGGCUGAACCUGAACUACUGAGUUCACCU
This is a messenger RNA of Chelmon rostratus (copperband butterflyfish), 1836 nucleotides long. Its product is annotated as fucosyltransferase 7. The transcript is spliced from 2 exons. Bases 181 to 1218 code for a protein of 345 amino acids. The record is from RefSeq and is a predicted model, not a curated record. Gene Ontology annotation, molecular function: alpha-(1->3)-fucosyltransferase activity. Gene Ontology annotation, cellular component: membrane. NCBI's taxonomy places the organism in Eukaryota, Metazoa, Chordata, Actinopteri, Chaetodontiformes, Chaetodontidae.